CUGACAGCCUGGGAGAAAGAACGAUACAUGAGAUACGUCAAAAAAUCCAAGGAAUAUCGAAGUGACUUCGUGGUUACGUCUACUUCUUACGAGGAGAUAUACAGAACCGUUAUGCACGGUGGGGACCCAUCGCACUUCUUUUCUGAUGUCACUAGCUAUGACCUGUUCACGUGGAUGCAUUACUAUGCUGCACGUGACACCAUUUUACCGCAUAAUAAGACUGAAUCUGAUAUUGACUUUGCACACGAUGGUCAGGGAUUUCUCUCAUGGCAUCGGUUGUACUUGUUGGCAUGGGAGAGAACCUUGCAGGAAGUUGGAAACGAUGAAGAAUUUGCCCUUCCUUUCUGGGACUGGACUGGGAAUCCCACUCAAUGCGACCCCGCAAUUUGCUCUGAAGAGCUCCUUGGCGUAACGGACCAAGUUACUGGCAUUGUGAGGGGCAAAUACUUGAAUGACUGGAACGUCCUUUGCACCAGCGAACAAACCCAUGACCUAACAAGGCCGUGUAACCCUGCCGAUACAAGAGCUGGAUUGAAACGGAACACAGAUGAUGAGAAGGAGAAGAAAAAGAAGGAAAAAGGAUAUACUAUGACAUUUCCAACAAAAACAGAAGUUAACUUCGCGCUCCGUUUUGAAACCUUUGACCUCCCACCCUACAACAAAAGUUCCAGCUGCAGUUUUAGAAACAUCCUAGAGGGUUAUGCCAGCACCGAAACUGGUCGUCACCAUUUUGACGUCCACGACUUGCACAACCGGGUCCACAUAGUUCUUGGAGGAGAAAUGGCGGACGUACCUUCGGCAUCAAACGACCCGAUCUUUGCUCUUCAUCACGCGUUUGUGGAUCGUAUCUAUGAAAAAUGGUUGCGGAAGUUUAAUAAGAGUGCGAAUGUGCUAUCCACUAACGAUGCACCCAUUGGUCACAACAGAGAUGACGUCAUUGUGCCGUUGUUUCCGGUUUACACUCACCAACAGAUGUUCAAGAAAUCAUUCGAGUUCGGUUAUGAUUACCAAGACGUCGAUGAAAAAGGCAGGUCUCCUGAUGACGAGAAAGAAGAUGAAUCAAAGUCUUUGGGAGAUUGUCCACAACCUAAAUACUACCCUAACCUUCCUAAAUCUGCAGCGCCUGGAAAGCUAAUGUGUUGGUGGCUGAUGUCAGUCAUGUUAGUAUGGCAGUUGCUAUUGGCUGAUUGAAGACAGGGAGUGAAGAGAAUUAGCCUGCCUUAGGCUCUUAGUAAGUAGAGAUGCGUGAAAUAGUGAGUGUGGGAAAACUGGGAAGCAAGCAACACAGCGGUCAAACGUCAGAUGUGCUCGGGUGGAUCAAUUCUGGCAGGCCGCGCGCCAUUUUCCCGCGCAAAAUUUCUAAAAAAACAUAAAAACAGCUCCUGUCUCGCAAAAUAAGCGAAAGAAAAUUGAUACGUGCAUCGUUAUCUGUAAGAGGAAAUAAAGUAGGGAAAGAAAACUCGAUAAUUUAAGAACACGAAGCUAAUUCAAGUACGGGUAUCCUGUUGAUUCACCUUUCCGUUUUAAUCUUUAACAAAAACAAAGACGAUUGCAAAACACCUCGACUAACUUACAUGUGAGGCUGUGUGUAACUCGUUUCUGACAGCACUCUACGUAGUAAUUACAACCUGCGCACAUGCGCAGACGUUGGACCGCUGUGUUGAAGUAAGCAGGACGCGGCGGCUGCGGUUACCAAGGAGACGUCUGCAGAUCACGCCCGCUUGCCUGCAAGUUGAAGCGCGCGCCAUUUUUCGCGUGUUCGCUUUCUCGCUCGUCUUCGCUGAUUGAGAGGCUGGAACAGGCUAAGAGAGAAGAAGUGAGGAUGAAGGAAGAGAAGAGUAGAAAUGGUAGAGUCAUAGAGUAGAGCACAGUACAAUAAUGUACAGUAGUAUGAAGUACAGUGGACUUUAAGUCUGGGAAGAUUAGAAGGAAUAACUGAGUAUACCCAAUAUAGGAGAAAAGAGUUAGUUUUUUAGGAGUGUAGCUGUGCUGAGCUUAGUAAAGAAGUAUUAAGAACAUUA
Pocillopora damicornis (cauliflower coral) is the source of this 2021-nucleotide messenger RNA. RefSeq names its product tyrosinase-like. The record is from RefSeq and is a predicted model, not a curated record. Lineage: Eukaryota; Metazoa; Cnidaria; Anthozoa; Scleractinia; Pocilloporidae. Gene Ontology annotation, biological process: pigmentation; melanin biosynthetic process. Gene Ontology annotation, molecular function: tyrosinase activity.